Messenger RNA from Acanthopagrus latus (yellowfin seabream), 4566 nucleotides. Its product is annotated as sodium- and chloride-dependent GABA transporter ine. The record is from RefSeq and is a predicted model, not a curated record. The coding region runs from base 2047 to 3834 and encodes 595 amino acids. The transcript is spliced from 15 exons. Gene Ontology annotation, cellular component: membrane. Lineage: Eukaryota; Metazoa; Chordata; Actinopteri; Spariformes; Sparidae. Gene Ontology annotation, biological process: sodium ion transmembrane transport.
AUCACAACCACUUAACAUGCAGAGAGAAAACACGUGAACGCACAUUACACCAACGGCAUAAUACAUUUUAGAUGGAUAACAAAAGAAGAAACAGGUGGAUUUGUUACGAGGACGUUACAGAAAUAUUUACAUGAAGCAACGCAUUUCGUUGAUGGAUGCGUGAGUGCUGCUCCUGCAAGACAUACAGAUGCAUGGACAGGAAAUGCUGCAGGGCAGAUACAGACCAGGAAAAGCCCCAGACCACAACCUGAUACUGGUCCUCUAUAACCAGCAUGUGAUUAUCCCACACUGCUGCCUCUGGCAAGGUUGUCACAAUACCAUAAAGCUGUGCAAGAAGUAUUCCUGAGGAGCAAUGGCGCCAAAUCCUGCUGCACACCACAUGACUGCUUGUGCUCUGUUGGAGUCCCUGACCUCUGUUGAGGGCAGGCGUUUCCAACUUUACACCCCAACAAAGGUGGGGGUCAGGAGCAAGCCCAUUAUUAGAAUUAUGCACACCUGCUUGCAGGCAACAAAAUUAAUAAAUGGUCAGUGGUAGAGAAAAUAUUCAGAUGGUUUAUAAACCGCUAUCUACAUUUCAAAGCUACUGUGCUAGCUUUGUUAUCACACACACCCAGUGCGUCAGGCUUCCAGUUUAGACCUCUAACUGCAUUGCUAAAUGAGCUAACAAGCUAACAGCAACUACAGUUUACUUACUCAAGUAAUAUGCUGGCCCUAUUGGUUUUGACUGUGAAUAUGACAAGUGGACAUUUAAAGUAAAAGUAAUGAGUGCGUCACAUGUGACUUUUAUACUCUUGUACUAUUAGAUUACUUUUACUCUUGCAUUACUGUAAAAGCAGGAUUUUACUUUUGCAUUUGGUUAAGGUGGAGCUCAUUUUUAACAACAGGAAUUCAAGUGAUGAUUAAUUUCAGUAUGGACUCAUCUGCUAAUUGUUUGAUCUGUAAUCAAGUUACUGUUUGGUUUGUUAAACUUCAGUUGGCAACACAGUUAGAAAUGCUGUCACAGAGGAAACCCAAGAUAACCUUUCCCAGUGUUCAUUUUGUUCAGCCGAUAGUGAGCUGGAACCAUGACAUGUUUGACAAUCUUAAUGCAAAAAUGCCAAACUUAGCCAACUUAGUCCUUACACACUUUUAAAUGUUUCGUAUGCACAAAUCCUGAUCUAAAAAUAACUGAAGUUGUCAGAUAAUUGUAGCAAUAUAGAAAUACUACAUUUCUCUCUGAAAUGUUCUGGAUUGGAAGCAUACAGUGGCAUGAGAAGAAAAGACUAGUACAAGUACCUCAAAUUUGUAUUAGAGUACGGUGCUUGAGUGAUUAGACUUUGUUAUAUUCCACCACUGGCCGUGCCUGGCAUCCAAACUUCUUAAGACAGUUAAGAAGUGUUAGACAGUUACGUGAAUAGGGAUAUUGACUGUCAUUCACUCUCCCAGGUGCCAAGCAUGAGUCUGAUGUGCCCACUCCAACCAGAAGGUGGCUCUCACACACAAACAAGCACCGUCUCACAAUGACCGGCAUGUAAAAGAAUCUCUUAGAUGCUCUCUUUUGGUUGGUGGGUACCACUGAUGUUCUGGCUGGUGCAUGAGCCAUGCUAGUUUGUGAUGUGUCCAGUCAGUAUGCCCUCUAUUGCUCCUCUGUGAAAGGUGACAAGAAUUGGCACAUGAAUUUAACCUUCUUAAGUUUCCUUAAUAAUUAAAGCCAUUUCUAGGCUUGUGUUUUUCAGGAACCUAAAACUGCCUUCCUUCUCCAACCCAGCUCCUCUGGUGUAGACAAGAGUGUGUGUCUUUUCCUCCUUUUUUAAAAAAAUGAACAACCAGCUCUUUGUUUUUGCCUAAGUUGAGCAGUGGGUUGUUCUCUGUGCACCACUCUGCAAGAUGUACUCCUGAUAUGAAGUCUCAUCGCUGUUGAUGGUGGUUCUAACAUGACAAUAACGUUUGACUUUUCGAUUUGGGCACAACUGGGCUGAAUGAGCAAGGCCCGAAGCUGAUGACUGACGUCCUCGUGUGCUUCAGAACCCACUGCCGCUGCCGACUUCAAUUUGAGCCAACAUUUGCAUGGAGUUUGUGUCCAGACGAGCGACGAUGAUGACACAGGGAGCAGCGAUGAAGGAGCAGCCCAACCGACCAACAUGGAGCAGGCAGAUAGAGUUCACGCUGGCUGGCAUCGGCUGUGCCGUGGGUCUGGGGAACGUUUGGAGGUUCCCGUAUCUCUGCUUCAGGAGUGGAGGAGGUGCCUUUCUGGUGCCGUACCUGUUCAUGCUAUUCGUGUUGGGGAUCCCUCUGCUCUACAUGGAACUGACUGUGGGUCAGUACACAAGGAGAGGGCCUGUCCACGCCCUGGCUAUUGUCUGCCCACUGUUAAAAGGAGUGGGCAUGGCGUCAGUGGCCAUCUCCUUCAUCAUGUGCACCUACUACAACAUUGUCAUCACCUGGGCCCUCUAUUACCUCUUCAGCUCCUUCCAGGCACCGCUACCCUGGCAGAACUGCAACAACACCUGGAACACAGCGAACUGUACCAGUCAUGCCACCAACAGCAGCUACUCCUCCACAGCGAGCCAGGAGUUCUUCAAAUAUAAGAUGCUGCAGCAGACUAGCGGAGUAGACGAAACAGGAACGCUCCGCUGGGAGCUUUUCCUUAUUCUCCUUCUAGCUUGGAUCCUUAUUUACUUCUGCAUCUUUAAGGGGGUGAAAUCGACGGGCAAGGUGGUGUACUUCACGGCUCUGUUCCCAUACGUCACCCUGAUUGCAUUGCUGAUCAAUAACGCUCAGCUUCCGGGAGCAGUAGAUGGAAUAACCUUCUUCAUUGUGCCUGAGUGGGAAAAGCUGCUCUCGGUGGAGGUGUGGGUGAAUGCCGCAGCUCAGAUCUUCAACUCCAUCGGGAUCGGUUUUGGCUCCCUCUUGGCCAUGUCCAGCUACAACUCCUUCAACAACAAUGUUCUGAAGGACACCUUGACUAUAGCCAUCAUCAACUCCCUCACCAGCAUCCUGGCAGGUUUUGUAAUUUUCUCUGCGUUUGGCUACAUGUCUUACCUGCAAGGCAUUCCCAUCAGCGAUCUGGCUGUGGAUGGUCCAGGACUGGUUUAUGUUGUUUACCCACAAGCCUUUGCCAGCAUGCCCGUGUCUCAGCUCUGGGCCGUGUUGUUCUUCUUCAUGCUUCUUUGCCUUGGACUGGACAGCGAGUUUGCUAUGGUUGAAGUGAUGGUGACCAGCCUCAUGGAUGAGUUCUAUCAAACUCUGAUCGCGUUCUUCAGGCGUAAGGAGCUGUUCGUUCUUGCUAUUUGCGGCUUUGCUUUCCUCCUGGGAAUUCCUUGCGUCAUGCAGGUGGGGAUCUAUGUUUUCCAGCUGAUGGACCAUUACACUGCCAUAGUGUCCAUCAUGUUUCUUGCUUUCUUUGAGGUUAUUGCCAUCUGCUGGAGUUAUGGGGCGAAACGACUUUCGGACAACCUAGAAGAGAUGACUGGACAAAGGGCAAACAUCUUCUUCAGAGUGUGUUGGCUGGUAGUUGCUCCUGUGCUGAUCACUGUUAUUCUGAUCUUCUCCAUCAUCCAGUUCAAACCAGCCCGCUAUGAGGACUACGUCUUCCCACCCUGGGCUCAGGGGGUCGGCUGGGUCAUUGCCUUGGCCUCCAUCAUCUGGAUUCCUUUGGGUGCCAUUCACACACUGUGGGUGCUCCCUGGCUCAUUCAAACAGAAACUGAAGCUGUCCAUCAAACCGUAUGCGCUGGAUGAAAAGUCAAACGCGGCGUAUUAUGAGAGGGGAGGGAAGAACAGAGAUCCAGACAUAGCUGCCAUCAGCUCCAGCAUCGAUCUUGCUGUUAAUCCUCCUGUGGAGGCGAAGUUCUGAUACCUCUGUGCUUUGCACAGUCAUAAUGUUCACCGAGCCAUUCAGAGUGGCAGACGUUUAGUAAGCUUGAACUGAUCACGUGAUUGUCUGACAUUUGCUUUAAGCCUUACACAAGCUCCUGGUAAGAAAGUCAAACAGAAAGAUACGGCAAAAUGAUUUACAGAAUUGUGAAAAUGUGUUGAUGCGUAUCUGCCAUGCAGAUAUAACAAAUUUUUGUGAGCCUAUGGAUUUGAUCUGUGAGAUUUUGUUGUUCAGUUUUGUUCAUAUUUAAUGUGAUAAGAUGCAGUGGGAAGACAGUGUUAAGACCUGUGUUAUUGCUGUGUGUACAUCCACGUCACGGUCAGGUUUCCCUGCCCUCAUUUGAAGCUUUAACUUUGCUAAUGCUGCCAUCUGAUGGUCAUGUCCACUGAUGCAAUUAUGAGAUACAUUUUGAGUCGAGACUGGUACAGCACAGUCCUUUUUUUUUUUUUUUUUUUUUUUAAACUGGACACAGUAGAUUCAUUUGAACCAAUAAAAUGACAAGAUUGCCACCAUGUCAAAGGUAGCUGAAUGUAUGUAUUAAGUUACUUUCCUUAAAAAAACCCAAACCAAGUCACUGUGGCUGACUCAUUAGGUCAAAAGCAACAGGGCACUACUGAUAAAAUUGAUAAAUGGUGGUAAACAGAGGAGUACACGGGUCAUGCAACGGUUUCUCAUGUCAUAUAAGAUGUAAUAAAAAAAACCUGUCACAAA